Molecule: messenger RNA, 650 nt
Organism: Phlebotomus argentipes
Lineage: Eukaryota; Metazoa; Arthropoda; Insecta; Diptera; Psychodidae
Exons: 2
Coding region: 91-396 (101 amino acids)
Source: RefSeq, a predicted model, not a curated record
UGACAAAAGAAGCCAAUUUAUCCCCAAAUGUUAGACAGACUGCCCAGUGAAAACAUCUCAGAACGCUCUUAAUCCUUUUACAAGUCAACCAUGAAGCUGUUCUUGUGCCUCUGUGUUCUUUUUGCCAUCGCCCACUCCAUUCCCGUGGCAAAGGAGGAGCCCAAAAAGCCCCUAAGUUUCGCCCCAGUCGAAGGAGCUGAGGACACCGCUGCCGAGGAAGGAGUCGACCUGAAAGCCGCCGAGGCUGCGUGGGGAUACGGUUACAGAGGACAUGGGUACGGGGGCUACGGUGGAUACGGAGGAUAUUAUGGCGGAUGGGGACACAGGAGACACGGAUGGGGUGGUUACGGCAGUUACUCACGUGAGAGCUUCUCUGCCAGCGAUUUCUUUGGAUAAACUUCAUAAUUACUCUUGACCACGAUUGGAAACAUAAGUGAAAAUGUGAAGGAAAAUCAGGUAUAAUGAAUGACAAAAAAAUCAUUCUCUUAAUUUUAGCAGACACGGAGAAAAAAUAAUAAAAAAACCAUGCGAAGAUCAACAAUUCAGCUUAGACGCAUGUCAAGAUCAAAUAAAGCAGAAGAAUUUCAUGCUACUUUUUGCGUUCUCGACAUCACAACAAACUUGUUAGCUUGAGACGAAAUAGAUUUUUU